CCGAACUAGCAACCAUGCUUUCCCGGCUUACCUCAGCGUCGAACACAAGGUUGGGUAUGGAAUUCUCUUUUUUGGCCAUUUUUGCAAAAUUACUUGAAAUCCUAUAACCCACUUACAGCCACUGAGUUAGAAGUACUGCCAUGAACAAGUCAAUCACCUGUGGAACGGGCAGGGCUCGAAAAACUCCAGCCAAUGAUUUCCAGACCCACCGAGUGGCAUUGGACAGGACAGCUUCCAGGCGCUCAGAUCGUAAAGCCAACUGCUGUUUCACCUGCCUCACCUGCAAUAUAGUAACCAUGGACGCAGCAGAGUUCCGGCGCCGGGGAAAGGAGAUGGUUGACUUUGUGGCGGACUACCUGGAGAACAUUGAGCACAGGCGAGUGUACCCAGACGUGGAGCCCGGGUACCUGCGCUCCAUGAUCCCCUCCGAGGCCCCGCUGGAGCCUGAGAGCUACGAGGACGUGCUCAAGGACGUCGACAGGGUCAUUAUGCCCGGGAUAACCCACUGGCAAAGCCCACACUUCCAUGCCUAUUUCCCCAGUGCCUCUUCCUACCCGGCUUUGUUGGCGGACAUGCUCUGUGGUGGCCUAGGGUGCAUUGGAUUCACAUGGGCUGCUAGUCCUGCUUGUACUGAGCUGGAAACAGUGAUGUUGGACUGGCUGGGCAAGAUGCUCCAGCUUCCAGAAGACUUCCUGGCGGGAACAAAGGGUCAGGGGGGAGGAGUCAUUCAGGGUACGGCUAGUGAAGCGACUCUGAUGGCGUUGCUGGCUGCUCGCUGCAAAGCGGUGAAAUGUGUCCACGAGUCCGAUCCUCAACGAUCGGAGGCUGACAUCAUCUCCAAACUGAUCGCGUACACCUCAGAAGAAGCCCACUCUUCAGUGGAGCGAGCCGGCCUGAUUGGCGGAGUGGGGAUAAGGAUGGUGGCCACCGAUGAGCACUUCUCUGUCAGAGCAGAGACCCUCGAGAAGAUGGUGGCUGAGGACAAGGCCGCUGGAUUCAUACCCUUCUUUUUCUGCGCAACUCUUGGCACCACUCCCUCUUGUGCGUUUGAUAAAAUCACUGAGCUCGGGCCUCUAUGUAACGCAGAGAACAUCUGGAUGCACAUUGAUGCGGCGUAUGCUGGAAGUUCAUUUAUAUGUCCAGAAUUCAGGCCUUUGUUGGAUGGUGUCGAAUUUGCAGAUUCAUUCAACUUCAACCCCCAUAAAUGGCUUUUAGUCAACUUUGACUGUUCUGCGAUGUGGGUCAAGAAGCGAACCGACCUGAUAGGGGCGUUCAAACUGGACCCAGUCUACCUCAAGUACGACAACCAGGAGUCAGGUCUGGUUACAGAUUAUAGGCAUUGGGGCAUUCCACUUGGCCGGAGGUUCCGCUCACUGAAGUUAUGGUUUGUGUUCCGCAUGUACGGGCAGAGCGGCCUGCAGGCCUACAUCCGUAAGCAUGUGGAACUGGCCAAAGUGUUCGAGACUAUGGUAAAAAAGGAUAAAAGGUUUGAGAUCUGUGCGGAAGUCGUCUUGGGACUCGUCUGUUUCAGGCUGAAGGGUUCGGAUGAGCUCAACGAGGCCCUGCUGAAGGAGAUGACCCAUCUGGGGCGGAUCCACCUGGUUCCCUGUAAGCUGCGCGGGCGUUUCGUCCUGCGCUUCGCCGUCUGCGGGCGGACCACCGAGCUGCGCCACGUCCAGGAGGCGUGGACGCACAUCACGGAGCUGUCCAGCGAGCUCCUGCUGAAGCACCAUUCAUAAUCAUAAUCAUAAGAGUAGUGUUAAUGGUGAUGAUCAUAAUGACCCUCUGAGUGGUGAGACGGGGAGGGGGUGGGACCAAACAGGGGACCUUGAAUCGCAAAGGAAAAGGAAUGAGGCCUGAAACGGGGACCAAAUUCUGAGACUUUAUUGUUGCAAAUGUUGUUAAAAGUAAGAAAGAUUUAAGAGCUGUCAUUUCAGUGUGAUUUGUCUGAUAUGCCAUUGCCGUCCGUCGGCUUGAAGUGUGUGAAAUGCUCUGUGAGAAUAUCUGUGCUGGUGACUGCCUGCUUCUGUAUCGUGAGACUGUAAUCGACCGCUCACGGCUCAUUUCCGACCCAUCUGGAACUCUUUCCCCCCCGAUUGGUUCAAGGAGUCCGUCUUGCCUGUCAAUCACACUGCGUUAUCAUAGCCCUACUAUAGGUGGAUCACGUGUUCUGCAGAUGUUUACUAUUUUUCGCUGUGUAAAGUUAUGCAGUGUAUUCUUGGACGUGGGUACAUGAAUACAUAACAUGACUUCCUGAUUUCAGUUCUCCCCUUGCUUCGUCGGGUGCGCGUUCAUGACAAGAACAGGCUUAUGUGUAGUUCCUUACCGUGCGUUAAUUGUAUCUCUGUAAAAGGUUUGAGUGCGUGUGUGUGUGUGUGUCUUUCUCUCUUUCUGUCUGUGUGUGUGCGUGUCUCUCUGUCUGUUGUUUGAUGGGGUGUAUUCAAAUGCUUCCUAACCAUGCGUCUUUCAUUGAAUGUAGGCUACAACACGCUGCUUCAAGGGAAUUUCACACAAUGUGGUAAAAGUUAGUCCAUAUGCAGGCAAGUGAAGAUCCAUUAAUUGUACCUUCAAGCUUUUUGCAGGCGAGACAUACAUUUAAAUAAGAAUUGAAAUGACUCAAGUAAUGAAUCUGAAGGAAACCCCAAUUAUCCAUGAUGUAAUAGGCAGACUUUACCAAUGAGUGGCACAUUGCUGAUGCAGAAGUCUUCUGUCACACAAGAUCUUAUUAUUUAUAUUAGGCCUAGCUGUUAGGCCUAAAUUGAUCAACAUUUCAUCCUAUCUUUCAAGAGAACAAACAGAAACAUCAAAUAGAUGGAUCAUCUUAGCCUGGACUUCUGAGAAAUGCAAUUUAUUCUCAUCUGAAUGUGAUGUUCUGUCGGAUGAACUAGAUUAAAAAAAGUGUAGGUAAAGGUAAUCUGAGGUGGGCGAUAUUUAAAUGUUCAAUCGCCCAUACCACACCCUUUAAUCGCUUAUUCUUUUACCAUGACUGAAUUAAAGAGUCUGAUAGAUAAUGGUCGACACUGUGAAAUCAAAGAAAAAAAACAAAAAACUUAAGCAUGGGUAAAUGUAAAACCUCCUUCACUCCUUCACAAGUCUAUAAUGUGUGACCCUUAUAAGCAAAUUUCAAAAGCCUUACAAAUAAGCUUGAUAUAUAUAUUAAUAAGCUUAUAUAUACCAAAGAAAGCUUGUACUUAUCCAUCUUGGAAUUUGAAUAAAACCUUGGGUUGAGGAUAUAUUAGUAGUGCCAGUGUAUCUUAAUCUAGUGAUCCCUUAGUUUCUGAAACGGUAGCCCUGAUUAGCCGUAACCCUAUAGAUGAACACUGUUCUUGAGGAUGACACUAGCUUGUUGAAGCUGUAGCCUACUACAAUUAUGUAUAGUGCUCGUUUAAGCUGUACUAUCAUUAUGUUUGGUGACCAUAAUAGUUAUUGGGCGCUUGUUGGACCCUGGUACUGUUAAAUAAUUAACUUGAACUCGAUAAACUAAAUUUCUAUGUGCUGGACAGAGCGACAGCUCUGGUAUGGUAUGGUUAGCUAAUCCAUGUGUGUGUGUCUUGGUGUGUUUCCACUGUGCAGAACUAUGAAUUAAAAUGACACUGUCAUGA
Molecule: messenger RNA, 3602 nt
Organism: Gadus morhua (Atlantic cod)
Lineage: Eukaryota; Metazoa; Chordata; Actinopteri; Gadiformes; Gadidae
Gene: ddc
Product: dopa decarboxylase
Exons: 15
Coding region: 141-1739 (532 amino acids)
Biological process (GO): amino acid metabolic process; catecholamine metabolic process; serotonin biosynthetic process
Cellular component (GO): cytoplasm
Molecular function (GO): pyridoxal phosphate binding; aromatic-L-amino-acid decarboxylase activity
Source: RefSeq, a predicted model, not a curated record